Molecule: messenger RNA, 1220 nt
Organism: Cryptococcus amylolentus CBS 6039
Lineage: Eukaryota; Fungi; Basidiomycota; Tremellomycetes; Tremellales; Cryptococcaceae
Exons: 6
Coding region: 27-1220 (397 amino acids)
Biological process (GO): L-valine biosynthetic process; L-leucine biosynthetic process
Cellular component (GO): mitochondrion
Molecular function (GO): branched-chain-amino-acid:2-oxoglutarate transaminase activity
Source: RefSeq, a predicted model, not a curated record
CAUUUCCUCCAUCUCUCCCAAACACAAUGGCCGCCAUCCAAGCAUCCAACCUCUUCUUCACCCCCCUCCCCCCUUCCCACGUCGUCCAGCCCGGCAAGGAGAUCCAUGGCCGCUACAUGCUCACUAUCCCCUGGAACAGGGUCAGUGGAUGGGGCCAGCCCAAGAUUGGGCCGAGGGCCGAUCUGAGCUUCGACCCGCUGGCUGGCGUUCUGCAGUAUGCUGUGACUUGCUUUGAGGGCAUGAAGUGCUACAAGUCUGAAGAAGGCAAGCUUCGUCUCUUCAGGCCUACCAAGAACUUUGACAGGCUCAAGAAUUCCGGCGCUCGUUUGGGUCUUCCCACUGACUGGGACAACGAAGAGCUCCUGGUCCUCUUCCAACGCCUCCUCGCACUCGAAGCUCCUAUCGUCCCAGCGACCGACGGCGCUUCCCUGUACAUCCGCCCCACUUUACUCGAGACCUCUGAAGGGUUCGGGAUCAAAGAAGACGGCUACGCGGCGGAUGCCCUGUUGUAUGUGGUCACGACGCUGAACUUGGGUUUGGGGUUGUAUGGGAGCGCGGAGGCGGAUGGGAAGGGGUUGAAGCUGCAUGCGGAUAAGAACUUUGUGAGGGCUUGGCCGGGGGGUACGGGGAAUUACAAGGUUGGAGCGAAUUAUGGUACUGUCAACAUUGCCAAACAGCCCGGCUAUGCCAUGUCCCUCUGGCUCCACGGCGAAGAAGACUUCAUCUCCGAAGCAGGCGCCAUGAACGUCUUCCUGCUCAAAGAGGCUAAAGAUGGCUUCCUCGAAUUUGUCACCAUGCCCCUCUCGUCCGGUAUCGUCCUCCCCGGUAUCACCCGUGCUUCUCUUAUCGAGCUUCUCACCGACCACGCUUCUGGUAAAGCCGAUUUCCCGGUGGAGGGGGUGCCGAAGAAUAUUAGGGUUGUGGAAAGGGAUAUUUCUAUGGGGGAGAUCGUUGCGGGGUUGAAAGAUGGGUCUGUCAAGGGCAUGUUCGGUUGCGGCACAGGCGUCGUCGUCGUCUCCAUCCAACACAUCACAUACUCUGGCACCCCCCUCACCAUCCCGUACCACCCCGUCACCAAGAUUCUGAGGGAUACUGUGACGGGUUUGCAGAGGGGGAGGAUUUCAGAUGGAGGGAGGGAGUGGGGGGUCGAGGUGCCGGAGUGGGAGGGGGUUUGUGUGGCAGAGAAGGAGGGGGAGAGGGAGGAGGUUUUUGUUGCUUAG